UAUAAUUUGAUUUUAUUCUCUAUUGUAGCAUUCAACUAAGUAAAGUGUUAAUUUAAGUUAGAAUAGGCUAGAGUUUUACUUCGAUUUACAUGUUUUAAUUUGCGUUAAGGUUUUAGUAAUCGUUUUAGUCGUUAUGGUCAAAGUUGAGGUCAUAUUUGACAAUAAAAAGACAUAGAAUAUUAUGAUCACUUUUGUGAAAAUUUUGAGUGAAAAAUAGAGCUUUAAGGGUUAAAACGACACCCUGAAAUCUUAAUAAUAUUGCCAAUUUCGUCUGCUCGAAUGGUUAUUUUUUUUCUUUUUUAUAAUGAAAUCAAUUUGUUAAUUUUUUUUUUUUUGCUAUUCGUAAAAGACCCGGGAAUUCCACCAGGCUGCAAUGCAUGAAUUCAAUUCCCUUAGUGAUUCUACUAAAGCUUCAUAUAUUGCUGAGGCCAAGAUAAGGAAUUCUGUGGAAAACAAUACCUGGCCUACUGAGAAAUUAUUCAAACCAAUGAAAUCAGCAAAACCAGGGAAAUCAAGGAGAGAUAGGGAAAGGAGAAACAAGGUCUUUAACACGGCAUUAAAGACUAUGGCUACGGGCGUUUUCUUGGAGGCCAUGAGACAAGAACAUUUGAUGAUUGAUCCUAAAUUUAGACCGGGUGGCAUUGCGGCCUACUACGAGGCUGGAGGAAGGAAUUUCGUUCUCUCAGUGAUGAAGACAUAGAUCCAUAUACAGGUGAGGCCAUGAGAAGUGGCCUGGAGGAAUCGGCCAAGAGCUUGAAAUUUUAUAUUGAAUCUAUGGAUAACUUUUAUGCUAUGUGAUGGUUUUCAUUUCUUCUCUCUUUUACCAAGAGUUUGAAAUUAUUAAGAGAGAUUUUGUUAGACAAUUUGAUUUGGUUUGAUUCCUUAGAUUUUUGUAGCUCAAACUGUCAAAAAGCUGUAAAUUCGGUUAGACAAUUCCGUUGCAAUGGGUAAGUAUGUGUCACAAAAUUUAGGCGAAUUUUUUCCUUGGAUAAUGCAAAAGUGGGUUUUAAUUCCCAAAAUAUGCCCAAAAAAAUUAAAAUUCCCUGCGUACCGUCCACGUAGGACGGCACGCGAGAAUUUUUUUUUUUAGUAAAACCGCUACUCGGAGUAGCGGUUUAUAAGUGUCGAGAUUUUUUUUUUUUUCAACUUAGGUAAAACCGCUACUCGGAGUAGCGGUUUAUAAAAAAAAAAAAAAAAAAAAAAAAAAAAUUUUUUUUUUUUUUUUUUUUAUAAACCGCUACUCCGAGUAGCGGUUUAUUAUGAAAACUGAUAUCUGCUUACCAUAUUUUUGCCCAGGUAAACCGCUACUCAGAGUAGCGGUUUAUAUUUAUAAACCGCUACUCAGAGUAGCGGUUUAUAUUUAUAAACCGCUACUCAGAGUAGCGGUUUAUAUUUGUAAACC
Beta vulgaris subsp. vulgaris (sugar beet) is the source of this 1402-nucleotide messenger RNA. RefSeq lists its product as hypothetical. The record is from RefSeq and is a predicted model, not a curated record. Bases 374 to 700 code for a protein of 108 amino acids. The transcript is spliced from 5 exons. Lineage: Eukaryota; Viridiplantae; Streptophyta; Magnoliopsida; Caryophyllales; Amaranthaceae.